AUGGUAGACAGAGAUCCAGGGUCGCCCACCUGGAAGUUCACACAAUGCUUUGGUGAUAAAGGUGACGUAGAAGAUAUCACAGAGGCGGACAUUAUUUCAACCGUCGAGUUCGACCAUACCGGUAACUACCUCGCUACGGGAGACAAGGGUGGACGAGUGGUGCUGUUUGAGCGUAAUGAAACGAAAAAAACCUGCGAAUAUAAGUUCCACACCGAGUUCCAGUCACACGAGCCGGAAUUCGACUAUCUCAAAUCUUUAGAGAUCGAAGAGAAAAUCAACAAGAUAAAAUGGUGCCGCCGACAAAAUGCAUCCCACUUCCUCCUCUCGACCAACGACAAGACAAUAAAGCUGUGGAAGGUGUUUGACAAGUCCUUGAAGGUGGUUGCCGAGAACAACUUAUCAAACGAACUUACGCCAGCGGGCGCCGUGGGUGGCGGUGGCAUGCCCCGGGCACCCCGGCUCUCCUUCAAGGACCCCUCCGCGCUGAAGCUCCCGCGCAUGACGCACCAUGACACCGUGGUGGCCGCCGUCCCACGGAGAACGUACGCCAACGCCCACGCCUACCAUAUCAACAGCAUCUCCGUCAACAGCGAUGGCGAGACGUUCAUCAGCAGUGAUGACUUGCGAGUCAACCUGUGGAAUCUCAAUAUUCAGGAUCAGAGCUUCAACAUUGUCGAUAUCAAGCCGGCAAACAUGGAGGAGUUGACCGAAGUGAUCACGGCGGCAGAGUUCCACCCCGUCGGCUGUAACUGGUUUAUGUACGCUAGUUCCAAGGGCACAAUCAAGCUGGCCGAUAUGCGGGAGCGGGCGCUGUGCGACGAGCACGCCAAACUGUUCGAACAAGAGGAGGACGCCUCCUCGCGCUCCUUCUUCUCCGAGAUCAUCUCUUCCAUCUCCGACGUGCGAUUCUCCCAUGACGGUCGGUACAUCGUGUCCCGCGACUAUCUGACCGUGAAGAUCUGGGACGUCAACAUGGAACGACAACCGGUGAAGACGAUCCCAAUCCACGAACACCUGCGGCCGCGCUUGUGUGAUACGUACGAGAACGACAGCAUCUUUGACAAGUUUGAGGUGGUCUUUUCGGGAGAUGCGGAGAAUGUCAUGACGGGCAGCUACAACAACAACUUUAUGAUCUACCCGAAAGAAGACGACAAGGAGACGGAGAUUGUGCUGCAGGCGGACAAGUCGGCUUUCAAGGCCAAGAAGGUUGGCGUGCCGACCCCGAUGAACAAGGCAGGGAAUGGCAAGAAGGCCGGCUCGCGGUCCGGCAGCCCUGCAGGUCCGGGCAGUCGGAUGAAGAAGGAGACCGAUGCCGACCAGAUUGAUUUCAACAAGAAGAUCCUGCACAUGAGUUGGCAUCCCUUCGAGGACAGUAUUGCCAUUGCUGCUACGAACAACCUCUUUGUUUUCUCUGCUCUGUAA
Messenger RNA from Penicillium riverlandense, 1422 nucleotides. RefSeq names its product protein phosphatase 2A regulatory subunit CDC55. Gene Ontology annotation, molecular function: protein binding; protein phosphatase regulator activity. The transcript is spliced from 6 exons. Gene Ontology annotation, cellular component: protein phosphatase type 2A complex; cytosol. NCBI's taxonomy places the organism in Eukaryota, Fungi, Ascomycota, Eurotiomycetes, Eurotiales, Aspergillaceae. Gene Ontology annotation, biological process: peptidyl-serine dephosphorylation. The coding region runs from base 1 to 1422 and encodes 473 amino acids. The record is from RefSeq and is a predicted model, not a curated record.